AUGAGACAAUUAUUAAGAGAUAAAUUCUUACCUAGAGAUUAUAUGCAACAACUUUUUAUUAAGCUUCAGAACUGUCGACAAGGGGCCAGAUUAGUUGAAGAAUACGUUGGUGAGUUCUAUGAUUUAGUUGCUCGUAACCAAUUGAAUGAAACUGAAGAGCAAUUAGUUGCACGUUUUGUAGUUGGUUUGAAUAAUUUAAUUCAACAGGGACUGACGCAGUCCGUGUUUACAAUGGUUGAAACCAUCCAACAAGCUAUUAGAGUUGAAAGGCGUGUACUCAGUACCUCUAGACAAGCAACUCCACGUCAAGCUCGUUAUCAACACUUUUCUAAAACUGCCAGACCAUAUAAUUAUUCUUAUGGUUACCAAGGUGAAAAGGGAUCAACAGUCGUUUUUGAUCCAUCCUCACAGGGAUCAACUGUCUUUGUUGAUCCACAUGACAGAAGUGCAAACCAACCAUAUCAGCAACAACAACCUACUUCUGUUCCUUCAGAACCUUCUCCUAAAAUACAUAUCUCAUCUGCUAAGCCACCUCAGCCUCCUCCACAACGAAAUUUUGUUCGCAAUACUAAAGGUAAUCAGUUUCAACAAGAUUUUCCACCAUUAUCUAAACCCUCUAACCCUUAUUCAAAAUUUCGAGGAGAUAAAUGUAACAAGUGCAACCAAACUGGCCAUACUUAUAGUGAUUGUCGCAAAUUCCAUGCUUACAUUAAUGAAACUUCAGACGAAACACAAGAAGAAGAAGCAUUAGGAGAUGAUGAAUUAUUUUAUCUUCAAGAACAUGAGACUUAUGAUGCAGAUUUCCUUGGGAUGAUUCGAUCAAUUUUAAUCACUGAACCAUGUCCUACUCAGAGACAUAAUAUUUUCAGAUCUCAUUGUUUCAUUGAAGAGAAGCUUUGCACCAUGAUCAUUGACAGUGGAAGUACAGAAAACUAUGUUUCUGCAAAGCUAGUUGAGAAACUUGGUUUACCUGUUACUCUUCAUCCAAAACCGUAUUCAGUUGGAUGGAUAAACAACUCUUCCACUCAGCAAAUUAAUCAUCAAUGUUUGGUGAAGUUUUCUUUCCCUGGGUAUUCAGAUUAUGUUUUGUGUGAUGUUAUUAACAUGACUGCAGCAAGUUUAUUAUUGGGAAGACCAUGGCAAUAUGAUAUUCGUGCUGUUCAUAACUGCUAUGAGAAUACUUAUACCUUUGUUCAUGAAGGGUUUACUAAAGUUCUAUGGCCUUUACAAUCUUCUAAUUCAGUCAAGGAACCAUCAGAUAAGAAGACAAAUGCACUUGUUGCUACCAUUGUUCAUUCUUUACAACCAAAUCAUUCUUUGAGUUCUCAUGAAGCUGAUAAACCAAUGGUGGAAAUUCCAGACAAGGUACAACCUUUAUUAUCUUCUUUCAAUGAUUUAUUUCCUACUGAAUUAUCCAAUGUUUUGCCUCCAUUAAGAGAUCUACAACAUCAAAUUGACUUUAUACCUGGAACUUCUAUUUCUAAUCAACCUCAUUAUAGGUUAAGUCCUAAAGAACAUGAGAUUUUACAAGGUCGGGUUGAUGAUUUUUUACAAAAAGGUUUGGUAAGACUUAGCAAAAGUCUUUGUGCUAGUCCAGCCUUUUUAGUAGACAAAAAGGAUGGUGGACAUCAUAUGUGUAUAUACUGUAGAGCAUUAAACAGAGUUACUAUACCAUAUAGGUUUCCCAUACCAAGAAUUGAUGACAUGAUAGAUAUGCUUUCGGGUGCUAAAGUGUUUACAAAGCUUGAUUUACGUAGUGGAUAUCAUCAAAUACGUAUUCGAGAAGGUGAUGAAUGGAAAACAGCUUUCAAAACAAAAGAAGGUUUGUAUGAGUGGUUAGUCAUGCCUUUUGGAUUAUCUAAUGCUCCUAGUACUUUUAUGCGCCUCAUGAAUCAAGUUCUGCAACCUUUUCUUGGAAAGUUUGUCAUUGACAAUGUUUUGUAUGUGAAUCUAAAGAAGUGCACUUUCUUUACAAACAAGGUCACUUUCUUGGGAUAUGUUGUGUCGGAUACUGGUAUUUCUGUGGAUGAUUAUAAAGUUAAGGAAAUUAUGGAUUGGCCUACUCCAACAUAUAUACGUGAAGUAAGAAGUUUUCAUGGGUUAGCUUCUUUCUAUAGAAGAUUUAUGAGAAACUUUAGUACCAUUGCAGCUGGUUUGACAGAUUGUUUGAAGUGUGAUACUUUUGAGUGGAUUGAAGAAGCAGAUAAGAGCUUUAAUCUUCUUAAGGAAAAAUUGUGCAAUGCACCUGUUCUUGCCAUGCCAAAUUUUGAUAAACCUUUUGAGAUUCAUUGUGAUGCUUCUAUUGUUGGCAUUGGUGCUGUGUUAUCUCAGGAAGGACAUCCAGUUGCAUACUAUAGUGAAAAGAAUUCAGAUACAAGGAAUAAGUGGUCUACUUAUGAGUUGGAAUUAAUUGCUCUUGUUCAAGAUCUUAAGAAUUGGCAUCCUUAUCUUAUUCACAGUGAAUUUGUUGUCAAUACUGAUAAUCAAGCUCUCAAGUUUUUGAAAACUUCAGCAAAGGUCAAUAGGAUGCAUGAUAGAUGGUUAUCUACUAUUAACCAAUAUACUUUUUCCAUUAAACAUCAAAGUGGGAAACUUAAUCAAGUUGCUGAUGCUUUGAGUAGGAGAGCUCAUCUUCUGGUUACUCUUAAACAUGAGAGUUUAGCCUUUGAUUUCUUAAAAGAUUUAUAUAGUGAAGACAAAGAAUUUAAGCAACUUUGGGACAAGUGUGGUUCUUCAACAGGAAGUGUUGAUGAUUUUCUCAUUCAAGAAGGGUUUCUCUUUAAAGGAAAUCGUUUAUAUGGACAAACUGAAGUGGUCAAUCGAUCUUUAGGAAAUCUGAUUAGAGCCAAGGUUAUUGGAGGAAAAGAGAAGCAAUGGGAUAAUCUCCUUCCACAUAUGGAAUUUGCUUAUAACACUUCAGUUAAUCGAUCUACAGAUUUGGUGGUACUUCCCAAGCUGCGUAAAUCAAAUGCUAAGGCAGAUAACUUUGUUGAGAAAUCUUCACUCAUACAUCAAGAGGUACAGUCAAAGCUUGCGGAUUCUAACAACAAGUACAAGGACGAUGCCAAUCAACAUAGAAGACUUAAAACUUUUGGUGAAGGAGAAUUGGUUAUGAUUCAUCACAGAAAAGAAAGAUUUCCUGCUGGACAGAAUGAAGACGAUUCAGUGGAGUUUUGGGUUCGUAGUUGUGCUAUUGAUGGAGCAAUUUGUUGGGGGAUUCUGUUGGUGGAAUUAAGAGAUAAAUCUGGAUCGAGAUGGAAAAAUGGAAAGAAAGGUCCUGAGAUUAUGAUGUUGGAAUUGGAGGUGGUUGCUGUUGUUGGUGAAUUGUGGAUGUUGCAGAAUCAAGAUGUUGCAAGUGGUGAUUCCAAUACAGCUGAAAUGGUGAAAGAGCUUGUGGUAUAUUAA
Messenger RNA from Papaver somniferum (opium poppy), 3405 nucleotides. RefSeq lists its product as uncharacterized. The record is from RefSeq and is a predicted model, not a curated record. NCBI's taxonomy places the organism in Eukaryota, Viridiplantae, Streptophyta, Magnoliopsida, Ranunculales, Papaveraceae. Bases 1 to 3405 code for a protein of 1134 amino acids. Gene Ontology annotation, molecular function: zinc ion binding; nucleic acid binding. The transcript is spliced from 7 exons.